Folsomia candida is the source of this 523-nucleotide messenger RNA. Its product is annotated as longitudinals lacking protein-like. NCBI's taxonomy places the organism in Eukaryota, Metazoa, Arthropoda, Collembola, Entomobryomorpha, Isotomidae. Gene Ontology annotation, biological process: regulation of transcription by RNA polymerase II. Gene Ontology annotation, cellular component: nucleus. The transcript has 4 exons. The record is from RefSeq and is a predicted model, not a curated record. The coding region runs from base 95 to 523 and encodes 142 amino acids. Gene Ontology annotation, molecular function: protein binding.
CAUUUGUUUUUUGACUGCGUUGCGUUUACGUUAGAAUCCCACGUUGCAUUUUUUUUUAUUCUAAAAAAAAUUGUUGAACACAUACUUUUCGAAAAUGGGCAACAAUGGAGAGAUAUUGAUCUGCUUCAAGUUUAAGACUUCACGCAAUCCCAAGCACUUGAAGCUUCUGAAGAAGGUCAGGGUCACUGAUGUGUCCUCUUUCAAGUAUCUGAAGAAUCAAAGGGAGUUCGGCGAUGUGACCUUGGAAUGCUGCUCUGACCAGCGGAAACUCAAAGCCCACAGAAUUGUGUUGACCACGUGUUCGGCACAUUUCGUUCGGACUUUUGAGAACAUCAACUCAGAUCACACCAUGGUCCUCGUGAAGAAGGAAGUUUCCAGCAAAGAUUUAGAGCUGCUUCUUGACUAUAUGUACACCGGCGAAAUCCGUAUUUCACAGGACAAGCUUGCUGGCUUUCUCAAGACGGCGGAAUAUUUCAAGGUCAAGGGAUUUACCCCACCGGAUGAAGGGCCGAAGCAGAACUGA